Molecule: messenger RNA, 816 nt
Organism: Lachancea mirantina
Lineage: Eukaryota; Fungi; Ascomycota; Saccharomycetes; Saccharomycetales; Saccharomycetaceae
Source: the annotation of a GenBank genome assembly
AUGUCCUUCGAGAUCAACUGGGAAAACGUCGGAAAGGAUGCGGGCAUCAACUUCUCGAUCAAAAGUUUUAUAAACUCGCACCUGGAAUCGAUCGAGCUUCCCAGCUACGUGAGAAGCCUACAAGUGACGAAAUUUGAUUUUGGUAGUACGCCGCCAAAUGUGAUCUUGAAGGAGAUAUCAGACCCAUUAGAGGAUUUUUAUCAGGCAGUUGCCGAAGACCAAGAUGGUGAGAUUCCAAUGCCACCGUUAUUGGAUCCCUCAUUAGAAAAUUGCGAGACUGGCGGUGACAAAGAAAGCGAUGUACAAUUUUUAGUGGAAUUUGAUUACAAGGGAAACAUGGUGAUUGAAGUCUGCGCGGAACUUGUUUUGAACUAUCCUAGCCCCUCGUUCAUGACUUUGCCUGUCAAACUUUCCAUCAGUGACAUCGGAAUUCACUCGCUGUGCUUGAUAGCGUAUCUUGCCAAACAAGUCUUUGUGAGUUUCCUGUGCGACGUGAGCGACCCGAUCCUGGAUUCUAAAGAUUCAUUAAUGGAUGCUUCGAGUGCCAAUUUUCUUGGAAAACGUUCCUUAGAGAGAAUUUCGCUCAUCCGAAGCAUCAAAAUCAGCAGUGAAGUUGGAGAACACAACAAUGGUGAGGGAUCUGUGUUACGAAGCGUCGGCAAACUUGAACAGUUUCUCCUGGAAGUGGUCAAAAAUAUGCUACGAAACGAAGCCGCUUGGCCCAGCUGGAUUAAUCUGGAUUUUAACGACGAACAUGACGACGACAACGACAACGACAACGACAACGAAGACGCGCGCGAUGAGAAACCUACCUAA